Diabrotica virgifera virgifera (western corn rootworm) is the source of this 868-nucleotide messenger RNA. RefSeq names its product lysophospholipase-like protein 1. Gene Ontology annotation, cellular component: cytoplasm. The record is from RefSeq and is a predicted model, not a curated record. Gene Ontology annotation, molecular function: carboxylic ester hydrolase activity; palmitoyl-(protein) hydrolase activity. The coding region runs from base 151 to 834 and encodes 227 amino acids. Gene Ontology annotation, biological process: protein depalmitoylation. The transcript has 4 exons. Lineage: Eukaryota; Metazoa; Arthropoda; Insecta; Coleoptera; Chrysomelidae.
ACUAAUAAUUCCUUUAAAAAAAUAGGUAAAAGUAAAAGGUUAUCAGAAAAUAUUUGUCUUCGCCGAUGUGCCUCAAAAACAGAAAAAUACCUGCCUUUGUUUGUACCAUAUUGAUUUAAGCAAAAUAUUAUUUUAUACUACAUAGUGACAAUGUCCCUAGGAGCUGUACAUGUUAUAAAUCCACAAAAACAACUAUGCUCAGCAAUUGUGAUAUGUUUACAUGGAUCAGGUGACACUGGUCAGGGGUUUCUGGACUGGAUGAAGUUUCUAGUAGGAGAUUUUUCAUUGCCUCAUAUUAAAUUUUACUUUCCGACAGCUCCCCUUCGACCUUAUACACCACUGGGAGGAGAGAUGAGCAAUGUUUGGUUUGAUAGACACAGUAUAACACCGGAUGUACCAGAACAUACUGAAACUUUGGAUUCCAUUGGCAAAGUGAUGAAAGAAUUUAUUAAUAAAAUAAGCAAAAAUAACAAUGUUAGUCCAAAUAGAAUAAUUAUAGGUGGCUUCUCUAUGGGAGGAGCGCUAGCAUUACAUACAGCUUACAGGUUUAAUCCCGGUCUAGCUGGUGCCUUUACCAUGUCAUCCUUCUUAAACAAUGGAUCAGUUACACUAAAAGAACCCAAGUCUACAACUACUCCAUUGUACAUGUUUCACGGUGAUAAAGACACAAUGGUUCCGAUUUCUUGGGGUGAAAAAACGUUUCAGGACCUUCAGAAGAUCGGUAUAAAGGCCGAAUUUAUGCCGAUUAAAAACGCCAUGCAUGAGUUAAAGAAAAACGAAAUUUUACAUCUACUGGAAUGGAUUCAGAAGAUACUUCCAGAAGAACACAUUUGAAACUUUUUAGAAUAAAUAAAUACUUUUAAAAUUA